GCCUAUUCUAGCACUAUCACACUCAAUCAGAUAUUCAUUGAACGCAUAAUGGAACGUUGGCAGAAUCGUGUUGCAGUAGUGACGGGAGCAAGUUCCGGUAUUGGUGCAGCAAUUGUCAAAGACUUACUCAAUUCUGGUUUGAAAGUAGUUGGUCUUGCAAGACGUGUUGAACGUGUUGAGGGCUUGAAGACAAACUUGCCUGGCGAUCAACAGAAACGACUUUUCGCCCUUCAAUGUGAUGUGACGAGUGAGAACUCAGUGAAUCAGGCAUUCGAUUGGAUUAUUCAAAAACUUGGAGGUGUUGAUAUUUUGGUCAAUAAUGCUGGUGUAGUUCGACCGGGAAAACUAUCAACCAUGGAUAUUUCACUGGUGAGAGAAAUUAUCGACACAAAUGUUAUUGGUGUUGUCAUGGCCACUAAGAGAGCUUUUCAAAGUAUGAAAGAUCGAAAUUUCGAUGGACAUGUUUUGAUAAUAAAUAGUAUUGUCGGACAUAGUAUUCCUUGUUUUCCGACUUUGGUCGAUUUGAAUGUUUAUCCGGCUUCGAAAUAUGCUGUAACUGCUAUCACGGAAGUCUAUCGACAGGAAUUUAAAGGCCUUGGAACAAAAAUCAAGAUCACGAGUGUAAGUCCGGGACUAGUGAAGACCGAAAUUACUGAAGGUUUUGCUGCAGCACCAAUACUUUCUCCCGAAGAUAUCUCAAGUGGUGUAAUGUAUGCUAUAUCAACACCUCCUCAUGUACAAGUGCAUGAGAUUACAAUAAAACCUGUGGGGGAGAAUAUGUGAAGCAUUGUAAAUGAUAAUAAAUUUAAUUAAAAUGAAAUGAUAA
Eupeodes corollae is the source of this 826-nucleotide messenger RNA. Its product is annotated as farnesol dehydrogenase-like. Bases 49 to 783 code for a protein of 244 amino acids. Lineage: Eukaryota; Metazoa; Arthropoda; Insecta; Diptera; Syrphidae. The record is from RefSeq and is a predicted model, not a curated record. The transcript has 2 exons. Gene Ontology annotation, molecular function: oxidoreductase activity.